Necator americanus (New World hookworm) is the source of this 717-nucleotide messenger RNA. RefSeq lists its product as uncharacterized. Bases 1 to 717 code for a protein of 238 amino acids. The record is from RefSeq and is a predicted model, not a curated record. NCBI's taxonomy places the organism in Eukaryota, Metazoa, Nematoda, Chromadorea, Rhabditida, Ancylostomatidae. Gene Ontology annotation, biological process: sex differentiation; regulation of transcription by RNA polymerase II. Gene Ontology annotation, cellular component: nucleus. Gene Ontology annotation, molecular function: DNA-binding transcription factor activity, RNA polymerase II-specific; RNA polymerase II cis-regulatory region sequence-specific DNA binding. The transcript is spliced from 8 exons.
AUGAUUCUCGGUGGAUUUCCGAUCACUUUCGGGAACGGUCGAGUGGAACGAGAACGAAAACCGAAAUGUGCCAGAUGUCGAAAUCAUGGUAUUGUAUCAUGGUUAAAAGGACACAAACGUCACUGUAAAUACAAGGAAUGUGCAUGCGAGAAGUGCAACUUGAUAGCAGAACGUCAACGAGUUAUGGCUGCGCAGGUAGCGUUGAAACGAAAACAAGCGACAGAGGAUGCGAUCGCACUUGGUCUACGAGUAGUGGCUGGUCAGGUGAUGGAACGCUUACCGCAAGGUCCCGUAUGGAAUGCUAGCACACUAGGAGAGGAUCAGUGCAUGGAUGACCGUACGAUUGAACUUCUUACGUUACUGUUUGAAGAUCAAGAGAAGCGAGUUCUUGAAUUAGUUCUGGAGGGAUGUAAUGGAGAUGUUUUGCUGGCCAUUCAACAUUUCGCUUGUCUUCGUAAAGUAAAGAAAUACUCAACUUUUCAGAAUUGUGCAAUACAACCAGGAUCAUUGUUAAGUGUUUCGACUGAGAUGGACCAAAGAGGAUCAUUUUCGAUGGAAUCUUUGCUACAGAAACCUCUAUUCCCGAGCCACUCGUGGACUCCCUUCUUUCCGUUUUUGUCCGCGAUGGAUUUGAGACGAUCCGUCGGCGGUGUUCCUUCUUCCGAGGAUCGCUACACAAAUUCCCAACACAAAUGCGAUAUUUAUAAUAAAGGUUGA